This is a messenger RNA of Sphenostylis stenocarpa, 4092 nucleotides long. The record is from the annotation of a GenBank genome assembly. Lineage: Eukaryota; Viridiplantae; Streptophyta; Magnoliopsida; Fabales; Fabaceae.
AUGAGUGAGGAAAGUGAUACCAAACGGCAAAAUACCCAUCAAGAAACACCGAAAAUCCUAGAACCUCAGAGACUAAUCAGUGAAAGAAGCAAUCCCAAGCAGAAAUCAAAUUCCAAAGACGCACACACGUGGGGGUGGAUAGUGUCUUCUCUGCGGGAAGAGGGAAGCGCGUGCAGGGCGCGUGGGAACAAAAAUGAAGAAAUUCUUCUUAGAGAAACCCUAAUGAACGAAAACAUUGAAGUGGUGGUGAUGGAGAUGGAUUUUAGAUGGAGCAGUGGAAAGUGGAAACCCAAGAAGAGAAAAAGGAGCAGAGCAGGUGUUAACGUAAGGCCAAGGCAAGUACCACCAAUUGGUGUUGCUACUCCCCGUAAAUCUGCGCGAAAUUCCUUGUGCCCCGAGAAGGUUACUAGUUUUGGUAUUUGCGAGUGCAGUGCAAUCCCAAAUGGGUAUGUUUGGCUUCCCAUGAACCACACCAUGCAUUUUCUCUGCAAAGGUUUUGUGAACCUUGGUGUUAUGCCUGGAGUUGUAGUACUGAGAAGCUUAUUAGUAUUGAAAUCUGAUACUAAUCCUGUACUUAAUUGUGAAAUGCAGAGUUUGCCUCUGGAGUCACCAAGAACCAUGGACUCAUACCCAUACCAGAUAAACCAAAUGCCAUUCCCUCACUAUUACCAUCCUGGUAUUGAGGCUCUUCCCCCUCAAAUGAAUGUUGAUCCAACCAAACUACCCUUUUCUUAUGACCAACGUUGUUCCUAUGCUGGCAAUUAUGGACACCCUAUUCCCCCACAUUUCUGCUGUGGCCACAACAACUUCCCUUGUCAAUAUAGCUACAUGCCUUCACAUCCUCACGCUCCUUCUCCAAUGUACUAUUCUGGAGGUUGUCCUGCAUAUAGUGAACCAUAUUUUGUUCCUAAUUCCCCACAUCCACGUCAUACUAUGGAGCUUCCGAGAUAUGAAUAUGACAAAUAUAUGCCUCGUGACCAUCAUUGUUGUGGUUGUCCUAAUCAUUCAUGCAACCAAAAGGAAGGUAAAAGUGUGAAGAUUGAAGAGCAUGAACCUGAUGGUGGAAAGAAUGUCAAUGAUGCUUUGGUUCCUAUCCAGCUCAAGAACUAUCCAUAUCCCGUUGUUUGGAUUCCACAGGAUUACCCAAGUAACAAACAGCUGAAGAAUCCUAGUACAAUGGAGGUUGGUGAACAAAACAAGCCUCCUAGCCUUGAGAAUUCUGACGCUGGUGUACAACCAGCACACGAGCCUAGAGUAUGGAAUGGAUGGUUACCCUUUGAUAUAAAGGGUGCCCCAAACAUGAUUCCUGAUGGAUACGGAGUAAGAAACCAGAAACAGGAGUCUGGCAACUGUAGAGGGGAAUCUGAAUAUGGAGAAAUGGACCAGAAAAUUCAAAGUGAAAAGAAGAGGUCAGAAUUUCCUUUCCCUAUCUUCUGGUUGCCUUAUUACAAUAAGCAGGAGAGUGAAGAAACUAACGACAAGGAGAAGAACGCAUCUCCUCCUAAGAUCAUUGAGGAGGUGCCUCAUGCACUUAAAUAUGUUCCAGUAAAGUCUUAUGUUGAUGAAUGUGGUAGGAAUGGAACCGGAUCAAAUCAAGCUGAACACACAAAUAGAAAUGCUUCGAAUGUCGUAGAGAAAGUGACUAAUGCCAGAAGCAUACCAGUGAAGCAGAUAGGAAAAGAUGUUCGUCCAGAUCGAAUGGACGAGAAUGAGACAAAAAAGGACUCCUGCACUGGUGACAAAAAGAAACAAUCUACAUUUUCACCAAAAGCUUCAAAGUUACCUCCUGUUUGUCUGAGAGUUGAUCCACUACCAAGGAAGAAAAAGGGCAAUGGGAGUUCGAGGUCCCCGAGUCCACCUUCCUCAAAAGGACAUUCCCAAGUGACAUCUGGUGAAACAAUAAAGACUCCUGUGUGUGGCACAAAUGACCAGGCUCAGCCAAAAUUGAAUAAUCAGAAUGCUCCAAACACCAGUGAGGAAGUUAAACCGAAGGAGAAGACCAUUCAGGUGUCUGAAUAUAAAACUAAUGAAAACAAGGGUGUUGACAGGAGGGAUGGAUGCCAUGGCAAGAUAAAUGUAAACAUAACCAGUGAACAUCCGAAAGGGACAAGGGAAACCUGCACAGACGGGGAUGCAUACAAGGCUACAGAUAAAAAGGCAGGGCAAGGAGCAGAAAAUAUGUUGGAGGAAAAUACUAAACUUAGGGAAGUGAAGGAUUCUAGCGCACUCUCUGAUGUUCGUAGUAAAGAGGGAAGGGUCUUGUCAGAUGCAGAUGCUGCUAUUUUAAUACAAGCUGCAUAUCGCGGCUAUCAAGUUAGAAAAUGGGAACCAUUGAAGAAAUUAAAGCAGAUAGAUGAAGUCAGAAAGGAGGUGAUUAAUGUUCAAGACUGUGUUCAAGCUUUUGAGAGAUCAUCUGGUCUUCAAAAUGAUGACAAGCAAAAAAUUGCAAUUGGAGAGACCAUAAUGAGACUCCUGCUGAAGUUGGAUACUUUACAGGGUUUGCAUCCAAGUUUCAGGGAGAUCAGAAAAUCCUUGGCUAGAGAGCUCAUAAUCUUGCAAGAAAGGCUUGAUUCUUUAGCUGCUAAUAAACCUCAGCAGCAGAUGCAGGAUUUCCAUGUUCAGAAAGAUGUUGACGUGACUCCAACUACCAUGCAGAAUGAAGAACAUGUGCAAAGGGAGGAAGAAGAAAAAGUUUCUAUACCAGGAGAUUCAUCUGAAGGCAUUAGUGAUGAUGGAAAAGUAUCUCAGUCACCAGUUGAUCCUGUACCGAAUGAGGGAGCAGAGUCUGUUGUGCUUCCAAAUGGUUCGGGUAGUGAGGAUACUAGCCAAGUCGGAACAGCUGAUACAUUGAAUUCUACAAGUGAUCUGCCUGAGACUGACAAUAUGGCUGGGUUCACUACCCAAGUCGUUACAGCUGAUACAUUGAAUUCUACAAGUGAUCUGUCUGAGACUGACAAAAUGGCUGUGGAACCCAAAGCCAAAUCAGAAGUGAACGACAGUCCCGUAGAAGUUAAUGAAUUGGAUAUAACUGUUGGGGAAGAAUUACCGGUGGGAGUUAUUGAUGAAGAUAUCAAUAGUAUCGAGAUGGAAGAACACGAUAAUGUUGGUUCUGGAAGUCUACCACCAGCCAUGGUGAAUGAUUCUGCACUAGAUAGAUUAGAUUCAGAGAACCAUGCAGUGAUGGAACUUCCAGUGGGAUUACUUGAUGAGGAUGAAAGAAAGAAUGAAAUGAAUCUUUCUAAAGGAGAAAGACAAACUGAAAAUGAGAUAUUCUUUGAGGAGCUGCCAGUGGGACUACUUGAUGAGAAUCCAGAAAAAUCUGAAGUUGAAGCUAACCGUAAAACAUAUGCAGUGGUUCCACCAGCUCAAGAAGAACGAUGUAAUGCAGAUGAGAAAACAACUUCCACAGAUGACCCUUCAAAAGAAACUCAGCUUGAGCAACAGCAGCAGCAGAUGGAAAAUCAAGAUGAGGUGCAGUCUUCUGGGGAAUCAGAUGGAUGGGUAAAGGUUGAGUUCAACAAAGAAGAUGAACUCAAAGGGGAUUUACCAGUGGAUAUAGGGAUUGAGACUCAGUCAGGUGAAUUUGGAAUUGGUACUGAGUUGCCACCUUUGACAACACAAGUCAAUGAUCAUGAAGCAGGAAGUAAAGAUGUGUGUUUGGAGGCAAAUGAUGUAAACAUCUCACCCCAGCCAAAAGAGUUCGUACCAGUUAAUGACACACAGAAGGAAGAGGAACCAGAAGGAAAGAUCGCACUGAAGGAGAUACAAGAUGAUCAAGAGAUAGUUGCUGAAAUUUUGGCUCAUGAGAAAACAGAACCAUCUGUAGCAUCACCUGCAUUACCAGAGCUUGAGAUACCUGCAGCUGAACAUGAUGGACGUCUAAAGAGUGACUCAAAGUUAGUGGAGGAAAAUGAGAAGCUAAGGAAGAUGAUGGAGAAGUUGCUUGAAGCUGGGAAUGCGCAGUUAAGUGUAAUAUCAGAUUUAACUGGCAGAGUGAAGGACUUGGAGAAGAGAUUAGCCAGGACCAAGGCCAGGAGCAAGAGAGUGAAGACAAAACGGCAUAGACCAGCAACUUCCAACUUUCUUGCAUAA